CACACAAUAAAUAUGAUGAAUGGAAUAGAAACAGUUGCAAAUGGAGAAACAGUUGCAAAUGGAGGAACAGUUACAAAUGGAGAAACAAUUGCAAAUGGAGAAGCAGUUACAAAUGGGAUUGCUACCCCAUGUCGUGGUGCUCUUAUAGUUUUAGAAGGUGGUGAUAGAACAGGCAAGACUACUCAAGCGCAGAACUUGGUCCAGUUCUUGAACAGUGCAGGGAAACCUGCAAUAUUUAUGAGAUUCCCUGAUAGAACCACAAGAUUGGCAGCAUUUAUUGACAGCUACUUAGCAUGCAGUAGUGAACUGGAAGACCAUUCCAUCCAUCUUUUAUUUUCAGCCAACAGAUGGGAAAUGCUUCCAAAAAUUAUUUCAACAUUACUUAGCGGGACUUCAAUAAUAAUUGAUCGAUAUGCAUUUUCUGGAGUUGCUUUUUCAGCUGCUAAAGAUGGUAUGGAAUUGGAGUGGUGUAAGCAGAGUGAUGUAGGUCUUCCAAAGCCUGAUAGCGUACUUUUCUUGGACCUUAGUGUUGAAGCAGCUCAGAGUCGUGGCCAGUAUGGUAAAGAGCGGUAUGAGAAGGCUGAAUUUCAGAAGAGAGUUAAUGAGAAUUACCAUAAAUUGAGAGACGAAUCCUGGAAGAUAAUAGAUGCAAAUAAAACGGUUGAAGACUUGCAGAAAGAGUUGGUAGCAGAAGUUACGAAAGUCAUUGACAGUGUUGAUGGGGUAAAGAUAGGGAAGCUUUGGUUAUAUGCAAUAUACUAUGAGGGAAUAGGCCCUGUAUGA
This is a messenger RNA of Macrobrachium nipponense, 783 nucleotides long. RefSeq names its product thymidylate kinase-like. Gene Ontology annotation, cellular component: nucleus; cytosol; mitochondrion. Lineage: Eukaryota; Metazoa; Arthropoda; Malacostraca; Decapoda; Palaemonidae. Gene Ontology annotation, biological process: dTDP biosynthetic process; dTTP biosynthetic process; dUDP biosynthetic process. The record is from RefSeq and is a predicted model, not a curated record. Gene Ontology annotation, molecular function: nucleoside diphosphate kinase activity; dTMP kinase activity; ATP binding.